CAUGAUGGUCGCUGCUGCUUACAGUAUAGGAGGGGAAACUUGUCGUCGAGCGAGCUUCGGCUUUCUUAAAACCUCAUCUGAUGAUAGUAGAGUUUGGUGGUGAAGCUUUUUCUUAAACUGACACCUUACAGUUCAACAUGGAUUACCUGCUGCAGGUGAAAAUAGGCGCUCUGGUCGGGUUAUUGUUCCUAACUCUUCUUUUUGGAUUCAUCCCUGCUCGAGUCAAAUGGUUCAGCCAAACAAAUGGGUCAGAGACCCAUCGCACCGUUUUGAGUCUGAUCAGCUGUUUUGCCGGUGGGGUUUUCUUGGCAGCAUGUCUGCUCGACAUCAUUCCAGAUUAUCUGUCGGACGCCAGCACCGCGCUGGAUGCUCGAGGGCUGGAGACCGACUUCCCCGUUCCAGAGUUCAUCAUAGCUGCCGGCUUCUUCAUGGUCCUCAUCUUGGAGAGGAUGGUCCUGAAUUGUAAGGAAAUGGGAGGGACUCAGGACGAGAGGGCACCCCUUAUACACGACAACAGGAACGGGCACGGUCAUGCGCAUGGCAUGGCUUCGAGUCCUGAUCUGGAGAGCAGCGGCCAUCAUGUCCAUGUUGACUUUCAGGCCCACUCCCCCUUCCGUUCCUUCAUGCUCUUCCUCUCUCUCUCGCUCCACUCUGUUUUUGAGGGUCUUGCCAUAGGCUUACAGAGCACUGACUCAAAGGUUUUAGAGAUCUGCAUUGCUAUACUCGUCCACAAGAGCAUCAUAGUGUUCAGCCUGUCGGUGAAGCUGGUCCAGAGCGCAGUUCGUCCUCUGUGGGUGAUUGCUUACAUCUUAGUGUUCGCCAUAAUGUCACCUUUAGGUAUCGCCAUCGGUAUCGGUGUGAUGGAGGCCAAGCUAGAAGCUGGAGCCCUAAUCCAGGCCAUCCUGGAGGGGCUCGCUGCAGGCACAUUUGUUUACAUUACCUUUUUGGAGAUCCUUCCACAUGAGCUCAACUCUCCAGGGAAGCAGCUUCUCAAGGUACUCUUCAUCCUGCUAGGCUUCAGCGUCAUGGCUGGCCUCACGUUUAUCGGUUGACAUGAAGGCCAGUCGUCAUUUUAGCUGGUCAACAUGUGACCUGGAUGCUUUGUGCCAACUACUGCAGCUCCCACAUGUGUGGGUGACCUUUUUACCCAAAGACAAACUGUUCUCAUUAUAAUGGACACACUGGCCACACUGUUACUUCCAACUUUGGAGUUUGUCAUGUCAAAUGGAGUAUGAUAACAGUAGCUGGUUUUUAUUUCUUUUAAUAUGCUUGUUUUUAAAAUGUCCUAAUUGAGAAUUAUUUCUCAAUAUAAUUUCUUUUAAGGAGGAUUUUAUAUGAAGAGGAACCACUUAAUGAUAAGUUGUGAAUGACAGAGAGGGGCACAGGGGAAAAGUCCUCUCUUUAUCACUGGCCUAGUUUUGAAACAUGCUUUGGAUCUGCAAACAAAAUCUCUGCCUCUGACCUUUGACAAGAUUGAGGAAACCACUGGAAACAAAGGGCCGUCCCUCACUGUGUGUACAUCAUACCUUGUAAUUAAUUCAAUCGUGGGUUUAACAGCACCUCCAAAUAUUUCAUGUUCACAUUUGAUUUGAUUUGAUUUGCAACAAAUUAAAAGGGGAGGUUUGACAGCAUUUUGUCUCUAAUAAAAGCACUGCUUGUGCCUAUACUUUUGUUGAAGUAUUAUACAGUACUCUGUGUUCUUUAGUACGAGCUCAGCUGGAUUGUUGGUCUUCAUAAAUUGUUAUUAAUGGUGUUUCUACUGAUCUGGGUUCACUUUAUACAUUUUGGGAUUUUAGUGCAAUCCUUUUUAGUUGUAGUUUCCAAAGUUGCACUCCUUUUAGUGCUCAUUACAAACUGCAUAAUGCACCAUUUCUUACAUUUGUUUAGAGAAACUGGGGAAAUGUAAACUGACUCCCUGAUGCCUUAAGAUGUUAUAUGCCAAAAUGAGGUUAAAGAAAAAAAGAAAAGAAUGGAUGUCAUGACACAAGAUAGAGGAUUUCUUUUUUUAUAUUGUUGGCACUUUUCCAAUAAAAAAAAUCAGUGUAUCUCCACACUUGAGCGAGGCUGCAAUGUAACAGGCUGUUGACAACCCACUACUUAAACAAGCUGAUUGCUAUUGUUUACAGUGUAUUCACCUUUGGUCUUGUUUAGUCCACUCUGACACUUUAUGUCUUAUUAAAACAUGAUAUCUACACUGAGUCCUUUACUUCUCUAUUUGAAGUGUGGAAAAAUACAGAAGCAUAAUUUCAAACCAACUGGAGCUAUAAAAGAGACGCUAAAUCUGCAAACUGACAUCUAAAACUCCAGCAGAGGCCCAGGGACUGAGCUGUAGUUUUCAUGGUCCGCACAUGUAAACUGGCUUUAAUAGAGUCCCCAUUUGCCUUGUUAUAGUAGGAAAAACAAUACUUCAAACACAUCUCAAAAACAUCCAGUACAUUUGUGCAUCGAGUCUGUGUACACUCAAAGUCAGUCAGUGUUAAAGUCUGUGCAUGUAAUUAUAGAUUUAAACUGUCCCCGCUUCGUCACAUUUCCUGUUUUAGUCUUGUGAUUUAUUUCCUGAGUGAGCAGGAAGUUGGGAUGUGGUUGAUAGUUGUCAUAAACGAGACAAGCUAAUGUCAGCAAAAAUAUGAUAUGUGAUAGUCAUUCAAACCAACCAACUCAAUUGUGGUGUGCCUCAAUUUUUGUGCUGAUGUGCUCAUUAUCAUGUGACCAAGACUGAUGAAACUGUCUCCACCCGAAAAAGAAAAAGAAAAAAAACUGCCACUGCUUUCACUUCAGUGUUGUUACUUUGCUGUUUAUCACAGUGUCACUCGUUUCUAAGAAAUAAAAAGACAUGAAAACAUUGUACUUAACUAAAUUUUAUUACAACUUAAUGGUGUGUCAUAGCACAGUAAAGUGCACUAAGGCUUAUAUGAAGUAGUUGUGGGUGAAUCGUUACAUAAAGUAUCAAACCUACAUAUACUAAGGCAUGUUUAGAAAAUACUAGCAUCAAUAGGAUCAGUGUAAAUAUGCAUUGAUCUCAGAUUAGAUUGUGUCCUGAGCACAUGGACUAAUAUAAACUCUUUACACUUUUGUGCUGAUGAAUGUGUGCAUUCACACAGCAUUUACCUCAUUAGUUCAGACAAUUUACACAUAAACAUUUUUUAUUAUCAGUUAUUAAUAUCAGUGAUUCUGACCCUGGUAUCAAAUCCGAAACUAAUUGUAAUAAUAUGAAAUAAAUGAUGUGAAGAAUGUCAGACAUAGGACAAUAUAAUAACAGUAAUUAUUACUGUACAUGUGUAUGAUGUAACUAUACCAAAACUAUGUGUAAUGUGUUAUCAUUUUUGUUGUUGGUUAUGAGGUUUGUGUGUAAUCACUGGGGAUGAAACGUGCUGUCAUCCUCCUUUGUUAAAACAUACUGAUGAUGCCUUUGUGUUUCUGCAAAUGAACCUGUUGCUAGUGGAGAUUCACCGACCCGACCUUUUCAGUCUUGAUACUGUUACCUGGAUUUUGGGUAUCGGCCAAUGCCUGUGUUUAAUUAAUAGUCUGUAUGGUAUGCCUCACUGUGUGGGAGAGAGUGGGAUGAUUCUUUUAUGCGUAAGGCGACAUCAGGCUUGACUUAAACAUUGCUUUUCCAACUUUGUAAAAAAAAAUGUAACA
This is a messenger RNA of Scomber scombrus (Atlantic mackerel), 3639 nucleotides long. RefSeq names its product solute carrier family 39 member 1 (gene slc39a1). Gene Ontology annotation, cellular component: plasma membrane. Gene Ontology annotation, molecular function: zinc ion transmembrane transporter activity. NCBI's taxonomy places the organism in Eukaryota, Metazoa, Chordata, Actinopteri, Scombriformes, Scombridae. The record is from RefSeq and is a predicted model, not a curated record. Bases 138 to 1052 code for a protein of 304 amino acids. The transcript has 4 exons. Gene Ontology annotation, biological process: zinc ion transmembrane transport.